CUCCUACCCAAGUACACCAUCUCUCUCAAUCCUAACAACCACCCCUACCAAUAACGCCUUCUUUAUAUCUAACAAUUCUAUUAUUAUUAUUCCAUCUCCUGACUCUCUCUGCGCAAUGCCCUCCACCAAGAAAAAUCUUCUUAUUAAAACAGUGAUCACUGCAGCAAAUGCAAGCUGCGGUUGCAUUUGCUGCAGGUCAUCAAAAACUUCAGAUGUACAUGAGCCUAGUGCAGUGCCCAGAUCAACCAAAAAAACCAUUUCCCAGAAGGAUCCUCACCCUUGUAUUUCUUCUUCAAGCUCUUGUGAUAAAAGAGGAAGCUUCUCAGGGGACAAAGAAGAAAGCUGCACUUCCACAAUAACAAACUCUGUAUCUGAUCAUGAAAACGAUCCAAAAAGUUCCAAAAUCGUCAACAGCGUUGCUGUGGUUAAGGACUCUAAUGAUCCAUAUCAAGAUUUCAGGCAUUCCAUGUUGCAAAUGAUCUUUGAGAAAGAAAUCUACUCCAAAGAUGAUCUUCAGGAGCUUCUAAAUUGCUUCUUAGAGCUCAAUUCUCCUUAUCACCAUGGCCUGAUCAUUGAAGCAUUCACUGAGAUCUGGAAUGAGGUCAUCUCCAAGAAGCUCAAGUCACAGAAUUAAUUAAGCCACGUGACUCCUAGCUGUGCGUGAACAUUCGCACGUGCGGCUGGUACCCGUGUCAUUAACAAGUAGGAAACUUCUUGGGCGUUGGUCAAGACGCAAAGCUAAAGCAAUGGGUUUUAGGGAGAAUAAAAUAAUUAAUUAAAUUUGA
Messenger RNA from Hevea brasiliensis (rubber tree), 785 nucleotides. RefSeq names its product transcription repressor OFP4. Lineage: Eukaryota; Viridiplantae; Streptophyta; Magnoliopsida; Malpighiales; Euphorbiaceae. The record is from RefSeq and is a predicted model, not a curated record. Gene Ontology annotation, biological process: negative regulation of DNA-templated transcription. The transcript has a single exon. Bases 116 to 634 code for a protein of 172 amino acids.